Molecule: messenger RNA, 2529 nt
Organism: Cuscuta campestris
Lineage: Eukaryota; Viridiplantae; Streptophyta; Magnoliopsida; Solanales; Convolvulaceae
Source: the annotation of a GenBank genome assembly
AGCUUUUUCGUCUUCCCGUUCCGUCCGUUUGAAUUCCGCUCCCGAAGAACUCCAACUUUUCUUUUCUUUAUUUUGUUGUAAAAUCUGAACGUUUUUUUUAAGUUCGGAUUAUUAUUUUAAUUUUAUUCCCGCUGUAAUAUUUAACAAUCUUAAGGUAGUAGCCUCGAUGGAGUUCGGAUUCGGCAUUGUAGGUUCCUCCGGCAACGGGAGGAGUUCCGAAAUCCCGGUGGAAACCUCUUCGGUUGCCAUGGUUGUGCCGUCCUCACCACUGCCCUUCGGGUCAAGUGUGGGGGCCGCAACCAUGACGUCUUUCUCGAUGCCGAGCUCGAUCUUCGGGUCGGCCCCUCGACCCAUUCCCGGGCUCGAAACCACGAGGGACUACCCCGUUGGUAAUUCGAACCCAUUUCUUGGACCGACUGUGGCUUCGGCCUCGACGGUCAACUUUGGACCGAACGCUGGUUUCCCCGCACCGGUCAAUCCAUUCGUUGGACCUCAUUGGGCGACCAACAGGCCUUUCCUCCACACGCCCAACGCAGUUGGGGCGAUUUCGGUGCCGGCUAGUUCGGUCCAAAGGCCACCGAAGUUCAAUGGCACGAACUCCAAAAUGUGGCAACAAAAGAUGACGUUCUUCUUGACCGUCCUAGGAUUUGCUGAGUACCUGCAGCAAGAUCCUCCCCAGCCCAACGAAGCCAACGACCCCCUCGUGGCGAUGGUGAACCAAGCAUGGUACCACAACAACUAUCUCGUCAUCAACAUUAUCCUUGAGGGGUUGGGAGAUACGCUGUACCCCGUCUACGCCGGUGCAAAGCUUGCCAAGGAGCUUUGGAACAGCUUGAACAAAAAGUAUCAAGCUGAAGAUGCCGGCACAAAGAAGUUCAUCGUCGGGAAAAUGCUGGACUACAAGAUGUUCGACAGAAAAUCUGUUGUCGCCCAGGCUGAGGAGCUUACGGUAAUCUUCAACAAAUGCAAUGAAGAAAAAGUAGGCGUCAGCGAGGCCUUCCAAGUGGCGGCCAUCAUCCACAAACUUCCCCGGUCGUGGGAAGACUUCCAAGCCGACCUCAAGCUCAAAAGAACGGAGCUGAACUUGGAGCAACUGCUCACGCGGUUGAGGAUUCGAGAGGAAGGGCUUGCCAGAAGAGGUGGAGGGGCAAAGGCGAAUGUGGUAGAACAUCCGUCGGGCUCCUCACAUGGCGGGAAGGACAAAAAGAAAAUAGGUCCUAAGGGUGGCGUUUCUAAAUUCGCAGGAAAAUGCUACAAUUGUGGCAUCACCGGGCAUCGUUCCUCCGACUGUAGGAAAAAGAAGCCACAGAAGAACAAGAAGAAAACCACAAAAGCCAUGUGCACAGAGCUCGACAACUUGGACCUCUGCGCAGUCGUCACUGAGGUGAAUCUCGUCGGGUCAAACCCGAGGGAAUGGUUUGUGGACACAGGGGCCACACGCCAUUUUUUCUCAAACAGGAGCAUGUUUCACGACUUCCAAGAGACCUCUGGUGACAAGGAAUGCUCCCGGUCCCGGAGGAGCGGGACGAACGACGCCGAUGUUCUCCGGCUUGCCACGGCCCGGUAUCAAGACGACGGGCACCAAGGCAAGGUGCCCGUCGAUCUUUUGAGGAUUUUGAGCAGUUCCCCGAAGUGGCAACAACUCAACAAUCCCGACAGCGGAUCGUUCCGGAAAAGAUCCUCCGUCGACGCAGAGGUUGAGGUCGACGAGACUAUCGGUUCGACCGAUCAAAUCCCUCCCUUCAACAUUGCGGAUUCCGAUGACGAGGACCCCAUUCCACGGUCGAUCGGAAGGAAGAAGGCAAAAUCCAUUGCCUCGGGUUCGGGAGGGUCCGGCUCUGUUUCCGUUUCUUCCCGCGACGAAAUCGGCCGGGAAAUGGUUGAACGACUUCGGGCGUUCAAUCUCCGAGAACAAGAGAGGUUGAAGCUAAAGGAGAAGGAGUUGAAGCUAAAGGAGCAGGAGGCCGAGAUGAAAGUCAUGGAAACCGACCUUUCUACGUUGUCGGAGAUUGGACGAAUGCUCUACGAGCAAAGAAUAAAAGAGAUCAAGGAGAAAUAUAAUUUUCCUUAGUUUUUUUAUUAAUGCCGUAGCGUCCAAGUUUAAUUGUAGCUUAUACGGAAAUUAAAUUUGACUGUCAACACUUAAAAAUAUUAACUUCCAACAUGAAAUGUUAUCCAAAUCUCUAACGGUAAUUAUCAAUCGUUAUUCCCAAAUAAAAAACAAAACACAAUCCGCAGAUACAAGAGACGCCUAUGGGAACAACAAAUCAACAGUUUGACAAACCAUAGUUACCAGCAAAUUUAAAUACGAAAAAACAAUGUUACAAAUGGGAACACACCAAUGACUUGCAUUUUAAUGCAUUCUCCACCAGGAUUGUCAUAUCAUAUCAGGAGCAGCAGUACUAUUCAACAAGACAAAUAGUUUGUCAUGUUUGUAAAGACAUUGGUGUCAAACUUGGGGUCACGUUUGGAGUACCCCAGCAAGCAUGACUCUUUUUGGUUAACCUUAGCCUGGGGAGGAAUGGGUUU